Molecule: messenger RNA, 906 nt
Organism: Phaeodactylum tricornutum CCAP 1055/1
Lineage: Eukaryota; Bacillariophyta; Bacillariophyceae; Surirellales; Neidiaceae
Exons: 1
Coding region: 1-906 (301 amino acids)
Source: RefSeq, a predicted model, not a curated record
AUGGGGCGGUUGGCAAGGAUUGCUUUCCAUGCUGGGCGAUCGAGCGCGAAUUCCACACCAUUCUUGCUUGGCAAACCGUACCCUCGUGGGGGCGCGUGGCGAUGUUUCUCGUCCACACCGCCCGAACAUUGUGAGAUUGUGCAGGGUCCUUCUCUGUUGCGGACUUCAACUACCAGGCCAUCACCAUCCUUACUGCACAUUCCUGGACUGCGGUCGCUACCGUUUUGGACGCAAUACGACAAAGACCAGGACUUCAAUCGGGUGGCUUACCAAGAUCCAACCGUCUCCGAGGCCGUGCAGUAUCUCGAACAGCACUGGGAGACCAUACGACGCGAAUACGCCGAGAAGGCUCCGAAACUAGCAUCGGACUACCAAACGGAUACCGAACACACAUUGCACAAAGGAACUUGGGACUGGCAUUCGUACAUGCUCAAGGGAAAAGUCCAACCGAAUUUUGAAAAGCAUUUUCCCCGAACCGCAACUAUAUUGCAAGUCUUUCGGGACGAAGGGCUACUAUUUGAAGGAACACCGUUUGGGUACGCCUUUUUUUCCACGCUGCACGCCCAGAGCAAAAUUGCGGCACAUUCGGCUCCCAUGAAUUUCCGCGUCCGCAUCCAUUUGCCCUUGAUCGUACCCGCAAAUAUGCCAAGCGCAGCUCCGGUCAGCGAACAAGACGGUCGCCCCUCGGUUGGUAUCCGCGUAGGUCCUGUGGUGCGGCAGUGGCACCCGGGUAAGGCAUUGGUCUUGGACGAUGCCUACAAUCACGAAGUUUGGAAUCACACACACGAAUCAAGGGUUUUGCUUUUGAUAGACCUCUGGCAUCCCGACAUAACAACUCAAGAAAAGCAGGACAUCAUUGGUCUCUUCAAACACGCUGAGGAACAAGGCUGGUUAUCUGGCGAAUAA